Messenger RNA from Suncus etruscus (white-toothed pygmy shrew), 398 nucleotides. It is a transcript of the gene MRPL55, whose product is annotated as mitochondrial ribosomal protein L55. Bases 1 to 366 code for a protein of 121 amino acids. Gene Ontology annotation, biological process: translation. Gene Ontology annotation, cellular component: mitochondrial large ribosomal subunit. Gene Ontology annotation, molecular function: structural constituent of ribosome. The transcript has 3 exons. NCBI's taxonomy places the organism in Eukaryota, Metazoa, Chordata, Mammalia, Eulipotyphla, Soricidae. The record is from RefSeq and is a predicted model, not a curated record.
AUGGCAGCCCGGGGCGGCCUGCUGCGCUUGGUGCGGCAGACUGUGGGAACGGGCUGCCACCUGCACACAUCCACCUGCUGGGCCGACAGCAGCAGAGCUUCGCUCACACGGGUGCACCGACAGGCCUAUGCGCGCCUCUACCCCGUGCUCCUGGUCAGGGAGGAUGGCUCCACCAUCCACAUCCGCUACCGAGAGCCACGGAGGAUGCUGAUGAUGCCUGUGGAUCUGGACAGCCUGACGCCAGAGGAGAGGAGAGCGCGGUUCCGGAAACGUGAGGCCCAGUUCCAGAAGAAGAAAGUGGAGGAGCCCCAGCUUGCAGAUGACUUCGACCAGGAACGCUACAAGCAAUUCUGGACCAAGAAGUAGCUGCCAGGGCUGCCUGCCGGCUGCAAGGGGGU